GUGCAACUCUGGAACAAUAUGUGUGGCGAGAAGGGAUUUUCUGCCCUUCCAACUAAUAAAUGACUGUUAAAAGUUUGCAAUUUAAAAAAAGUUACAGAUUAAGUUAUUCUAGACUUUGCUUUAAGAAACCAAUACCAGAUUGCGGGAUUAUUGGCUGUGUGACCAACAUUGGUCGGUGAUGAAUAAGUGAAAUCUACCCAAGACUGUCAAAUACAAAGUCAGGAAUGGAAGACUUAUCUGACAAAGACCGUUUGAAAAUGGAGAUAGAGCAACUCAAGAAAGAACUACCUUUACAGAGGAUGCUGGUAUCCGAGUGUGCAGAGGAACUGAAGGACUACAUUGAAUCACAGUCUGCAGAAGAUCCUUUGGUAAAGGGAAUCCCCGAGGACAGGAAUCCCUUCAAGGAGAAAGGAGGCUGUGUGGUCACAUAACAUGGAAGAGUUAUCAGGAUACUUCCACAACCUAAUGACCAAAGUACAAUGAAAUCUGCCGGAUGCUAAAGCUGGAAGAUUGUCCAAUAGACUUGUUAUCUCUGUUGGCAUGGUAUCGUUAUACAUGUUAAAUCUAAGCAAAAGAUACAAAGUGGGUUGGGCAUUGAAGGCGAAGAAUAUCUGUGGGAAGGGGAGGGAAUAGGAUCAGUAGAACUAAAAGGAGUAUGGGAAUAGGAAGGGUCUGUUCCUGUACUAUACUUCUCUAUCACAGACAGGGAGGGAUCUUGGUGCAAUGCGAUGGGAGGAUCAUAGGGGGGGGGCAAAGGGUGGGAGGGGGGGGGGGGGGGUUGAGGGUAUUUAUGGAGAAUUGCAGGCAAAAGGAACCAUGGGUAGAGGGAGCAUUGUGGGAGAGCAUCAGAAAUUGGUGAGGGAAAAGAAAUGUGCAGCUUGGCUGAGAUCCCAUUAUUGUGAUGAUCAUGGUGGGAUUUGAUUUUUUGGGGGGGAUCAACUGUUGGGGUGGGUGAAUGGGGCAUCCCACUUUGUCUCUCCUUUGUUUUAGUUUAGCUUAGAGAUCAGCGCGGAAACAGGCCCUUUGGCACACCGAGUCCGCGCCGACCAGUGUUUCCCGCACAAUAAC
Molecule: messenger RNA, 1068 nt
Organism: Amblyraja radiata (thorny skate)
Lineage: Eukaryota; Metazoa; Chordata; Chondrichthyes; Rajiformes; Rajidae
Product: guanine nucleotide-binding protein G(T) subunit gamma-T1-like
Exons: 3
Coding region: 225-431 (68 amino acids)
Biological process (GO): G protein-coupled receptor signaling pathway
Cellular component (GO): heterotrimeric G-protein complex
Molecular function (GO): G-protein beta-subunit binding
Source: RefSeq, a predicted model, not a curated record